Messenger RNA from Fusarium odoratissimum NRRL 54006, 6976 nucleotides. RefSeq lists its product as uncharacterized. The record is from RefSeq and is a predicted model, not a curated record. The coding region runs from base 76 to 4362 and encodes 1428 amino acids. The transcript has 5 exons. Gene Ontology annotation, molecular function: nucleic acid binding; protein binding. NCBI's taxonomy places the organism in Eukaryota, Fungi, Ascomycota, Sordariomycetes, Hypocreales, Nectriaceae. Gene Ontology annotation, cellular component: mRNA cleavage and polyadenylation specificity factor complex; nucleus.
GCAACAUCGCGAACGACUCGAACGAACUCAACAAAGCAACCAGUUUCUCGGUUACAAAAGAAUGGUCUCGCUGAAAUGCAGGCCUACACCGAGCUUGCGGCUCCCUCAGCCGUCACACACUCCUUGACUGUCUCUCUCACUUCAGCUACAGCUACCAAUCUCGUUGUCGCAAAAGGUUCCCUACUCCAAAUCUUUACAACCAAGGCCAUCUCCGCCGAAUUCGAUCCCGAGAACCAACCUACCCAGACAACAAAGCCUGAACCCGAAUUUGAUCACCGCGCGAACGACGAUGAUGGACUUGAGUCUUCGUUUCUUGGCGGCGAGUCAAUGCUUGUCCGAACCGAUCGCACGAACCUGACGAAGCUAGUCCUUGUCGUGGAGCUUCCACUAUCCGGCACCGUGACGGGUUUGGCCAAGGUCAAGACGAAGCAUUCGAAAUGUGGAGGUGAAGCUCUCUUGAUAGCCUACAAAGCCGCGAAACUAUGUAUGGCAGUAUGGGAUCCCGAGAAGAGCAACCUCGAGACCAUCUCCAUCCAUUACUACGAGAAGGAAGAGCUACACGGCGCGCCAUGGGAGGUUUCUUUCGACGAAUAUACCAAUUACCUCGAAGCCGACCCCGGCAGUCGAUGCGCCGCCUUCCAAUUCGGCUCGCGCAACCUCGCGAUCCUACCAUUCAGACAAGCGGAAGAAGACUUGGAGAUGGAUGAUUGGGAUGAGGAUCUCGAUGGGCCACGACCCGUCAAGGAAUCUACUACAGUCGCCAAUGGAGAUAGCGACACAUUAGAACCAGCGUAUACACCAUCUUUUGUCCUCCGUCUUCCGCUGCUUGAUCCCAGUUUACUUCAUCCCGUGCACUUCGCUUUUCUGCAUGAGUAUAGAGAACCGACUUUUGGUAUUCUUUCGUCUAGCCAAGAGCGAGCCCAUUCUCUUGGUCAGAAAGAUCAUCUUACGUACAAGGUCUUUACGUUGGAUUUGCAGCAGCGAGCUUCGACUACUAUUCUUUCAGUCACUGAUCUUCCUCGAGAUUUGUUCAAGAUCAUUCCGUUGCCAGCGCCUGUUGGUGGUUCGUUGUUGAUUGGAGAGAACGAACUGAUUCAUGUUGAUCAGUCUGGCAAGUCCAAUGGCGUGGCGGUGAACUCAAUGGCUCGACAGAUCACCUCGUUCAGCCUAAGAGAUCAAGCGGAUCUUAACCUGCGAUUGGAGCACUGUGUCAUUGAGACACUGUCCAUCGAGAACGGCGAGCUCUUGCUAGUUCUCAACGAUGGUCGCAUUGGAAUAGUCACGUUCCAGAUCGAUGGCAGAACUGUCUCUGGUCUUACCGUCAGGAUGGUCGCAGAUGAGAACGGAGGCAAUCUUAUCAAGAGCCGCGCAUCGACAGCGUCGAAACUUAGCAAGAAUGCGUACUUCGUGGGUAGUGAAGUUGGCGAUUCUGUUGUAUUGGGCUGGACAAGAAAGAUGGGACAAGAGAAGAGGCGAAAGCCUCGGCUUAUCGAUGCGGAGAUUGGGCUAGAAAUGGAUGACCUGGAUCUAGAGGAUGAAGACGAUGAGGACGACGAUCUGUAUGGCACCGAGUCUGCUGCCGCGAAACCGGCUCAGGCUCUCAAUGGUGGGGGUAAAGCGGGCGAGUUGAGCUUCCGCAUUCACGAUACCCUGCUCAGCAUCGCCCCGAUCAAGGACUUGACACCUGGCAAGAUAUCGUUCCACCCUGACAGUGAAGAAGCAACUCUGUCACAGGGUGUCGUUUCGGAUCUUCAUCUUGCCUGCGUCGUCGGACGUGGAAAAGCCGGUUCACUGGCUAUUCUCAACCGCAACAUUCAGCCCAAGAUCAUUGGAAGGUUCGAGUUCCCCGAAGCAAGGGGUUUCUGGACCAUGUCUGUUAAGAAGCCAAUGCCAAAAGCUCUAGGUGGGAAUGUUGGUAUGGGUAAUGAGUAUGAGACAUUUGGACAGCAUGACAAGUACAUGAUAGUCGCUAAGGUCGAUCUCGACGGUUAUGAGACAUCAGAUGUGUAUGCUCUUACUGGCGCAGGAUUCGAGACUCUCAAGGACACUGAGUUUGACCCAGCGGCUGGAUUCACUGUUGAAGCUGGAACAAUGGGCAAGCAGAUGAGGAUCAUCCAAGUCCUCAAAUCUGAGGUUCGAUCAUACGAUGGAGAUCUCGGCCUCACUCAGAUCCUGCCGAUGCUCGAUGAAGAAACCGGCGCUGAACCCCGAGUCACCAGCGCCAGCAUUGCUGAUCCUUACCUCCUACUCAUCCGCGAUGACAGCAGUCUUAUGUUGGCACAGAUCGACAGCAACAAUGAGCUUGAGGAGGUGGAAAAGAUGGAUGCUACUCUGCAGAACACUAAGUGGCACUCUGGAUGUCUGUAUGCGGAUGCAAAGGGUGCUUUCCAACCGAAUGCCGGCGACAAGGGUGCAGAGACUGAGAAGAUCAUGAUGUUCUUGCUCAGCUCAACUGGUGCACUACAUGUAUACGCACUCCCCGAUCUCUCCAAGCCCGUCUACGUUGCUGAAGGCCUCUGUUACGUCCCUCCUCACCUUUCAGCAGACUACACGCUACGACGUGGUUUAGCAAAAGAGAAUCUCCGCGAGAUUCUUGUCGCUGAUCUUGGCGACACCACAUCUCAAUCUCCAUAUCUCAUCCUCCGCAACCAAACCGACGACCUCACAGUUUACGAACCUCUUCGCCAUGUAAGAGAAGGCGGUGAAACCAGUCUCUCCGCCACUCUCACCUUCAAAAAGACUUCCAACACGACAUUAGCCACAAUUCCCGUCGAGACAGAACAAGAUGACGUCGAACAACCACGCUUCGUCCCUCUCCGACCAUGCGCAAACAUCAACGGCUAUAGCACCGUCUUCCUCCCCGGCCCUUCACCAAGUUUCGUCAUCAAGUCCAGCAAGAGUAUCCCCCGCGUCAUUGGUCUUCAAGGCCUCGGCGUCCGCGGUAUGAGUACAUUCCACACUGAGGGUUGUGAUCGUGGUUUCAUCUACGCCGAUGACAAGGGCAUCGCACGGGUUACUCAACUCCCACCAGAUACCAACUUCACUGAGCUCGGUAUAUCAGUCAAGAAAGUCCCUCUGGGCGCUGAUGUUCGCGGCAUCGCAUAUCAUCAACCUACAGGUGCAUACAUCGCAGGCUGUAUGAUAAGCGAACCCUUCGAACUCCCCAAAGACGACGACUAUCACAAGGAAUGGGCCAAGGAAACACUGACUUUCCCACCAACCAUGCCCCGCGGCGUUCUCAAGCUCAUCAGCCCGGUCAGUUGGACCGUCAUCCACGAAGUCGAGCUUGAAUCCUGCGAAUCUAUCGAGUGCAUGAAAACACUACACCUCGAAGUCUCAGAAGAUACAAAAGAGCGUCGCUUCCUCGUCACAGUCGGCACAGCCGUCUCAAAGGGUGAAGACCUCCCCAUCCGCGGGCGCGUCCACGUCUUCGAUAUCGUAACCGUCAUCCCCGAGCCCGGCAGACCAGAAACCAACAAACGUCUCAAAGCCAUCGCGCGCGAAGACAUUCCCCGCGGCGGCGUAACAGCCAUAUCAGAGAUCGGCACCCAAGGCCUCAUGCUCGUCGCGCAAGGGCAAAAGUGUAUGGUGCGCGGUCUGAAGGAAGACGGGUCUCUUUUACCUGUUGCUUUCCUCGACAUGAGCUGCCACGUAUCUACUGCGAGGGAACUGCCGCGUACGGGGUUGUGUCUCAUGGCUGAUGCGUUCAAGGGGGUUUGGUUUGCGGGAUAUACUGAGGAACCGUAUACUUUCAAGGUCUUGGGUAAGAGCCAUGGCCGGUUACCGGUUCUGGUGGCGGAUUUCCUGCCGGAUGGUGAGGAUCUGGCUAUUGUUGCUGCGGAUGCGGAUGGUGAUCUACAUAUUCUCGACUUUAACCCCGAGCAUCCUAAGUCUCUUCAAGGCCAUCUCCUCCUCCAUAGAACCUCAUUCUCCGUCUCCCCCAAUCCCCCCUCAACAACACUCCUCCUCCCGCGAACCCUACCGCCCUCUCAUCCCCCUCCCCAAGAUCCUCCGCACAUCCUCCUCCUCGCCUCUUCAUCCGGCCACUUGGCAACACUCGUCCCCCUCCCUGAAACAACAUACCGUCGUCUCCUCUCCGUAACAAACCAACUCCUCCCCGCACUUACACCACACGGCGGAUUGAAUGCCAAAGCGCAUAGAUUACCCGAUGGUAUACGACCUGUAGGCGUAGAGGCAGCUGGUGGAAGGACGAUUGUGGACGGCGCUGUUUUGGCGAGGUGGGCGGAGCUUGGUGCUGCGAAGAGGGCGGAGAUAGCGGGUAAGGGAGGAUAUGAUGGUGUUGGGGAGUUGAGGGAGGAGCUGGAGGGUGUUUUGGGAUGGAGUGGAUUGUCGUAUUUCUAGAUGUCUUGGGCAAGAGUCAUAAGUGAUGUUUGUUAAUAAUGUAGUUUGGGAAUACAUGCAUAGCAUUGCAAUGCAAUCUAAGUGUCGAAUCUUCGAACGCUGAAUAUCAUGGUUUAUUUCUACGUUCCCUUAUGGCCAUUCUAGAACACCAUGAAUGUCAAUAAUUGCGUCUUUUCAAGGAGUGGCAGUACAAACACAGCUGUAUACAUGCUGGGACCCAUCUACAAGCCAAAGAAAAGAACAAAGAAAAUGAGUAGUAAACGACUUUUGUUUUCCCAAGUCUGUUUCUUCCGUAAAUCGGAACAGGCCAUAACCAAAACAUAUAUCCUAUAGCGCCUGUCUUAUCAAGUCUUGACUAAUCUUUAUCGUCACUACUCGCCCAAGAGUAAGAAACCUUCUCCCAUAUAAAUAAAUCCCAGAAAACGCCAGUACCAGUCCAAGUUAUAAUCACAUGAAAACAAUAUCACAAAGUUGAAGGUAUCUACUCGGCCUCUACCUUCUUGCGUCGCAUGCUGCCAAAACGUCGUCGAAUACCGUCGCUCAGACGGUGUUUGCCUGUCGAGUUGUUGCGGCGAAUGUCAGUACCGUUUGAGAAUUCGGGUGUUGUUCGUGGAUUCUCGCUGAAGCUGCGGUUGUGGCUAAAGGGUGGGCGUUUGCUGCCUCGCAUGUUUGAUGAGAGUUCGUACUCGACGGGUUCACCUCGGCGGAAACGCUUUUGCUCCUUGAGGUCCUUCUCAUAAGUGUAAGAGGGCUCGCCCUUGCCCUUGAGGUCAUCAGGAUGGUAUUGCUAUUCAGGUCAGUAACUAUUUAAUGAUCGCAUCAUAGAAAUGUCACUUACAAUGCCAUCCCAACGCUUGUAUGCGCCACCAAUAGCGUCAGGUUCUCUCAUGAGAUCAGCACCCUCUUCAUAAUCUAUGGUGUUGCCGCUCAUGUCCCGCUCGCCGCUAGGAAUAUCAGCAGUGCCUUGGAGCGGCAUCUUUUUGAGCAGAGCAUCUUGAAUGUUUUCUCUAGGAGUAGCGCGAAGAGCUUCUCGGUUCGAGUCUUCAACAGCAGCAACGGGUGAAUACAUCUUGUUGCGGUUGCGGCUUGCCAGGGUGGCGUCAUAGGGGCCGCCAUGAUGAUACAUCCCGCCAAUGGUAUCCAGAGCAUCAAUUGUGUCUGCCAUUGGCAUUUGCUUGCGACGAAGAUGGGGGGCGCGAUCGGCCGCGCGAGCCUCCUUUCUAAGGAUGUCGAGAGGUCGGUGAGACAUGUCGCCUGGAUAUCGUUGGAUCAGUGAACGUUGGCGUGAAACUCCGCAGUUGCUGGCACUGAAGCUGCGAUUGUGUGAAACUUGAGGUCGAUUACGCGGAGGCGGAACUCUAGCACUGGCCGAUCGAUUGACAGAGGAACUGAAUGGGUCGCGACGAGUAUCGGAUGGACCUGGGGGAGAAUCCGGGGGAGAUACAGUCACUGAUGGAGCUGAAGAUUGACGGCGUGCAGCUGCAGCGUCGGAGAAAGGGUUCGAGGAAUGAAAGCUGUCGCGGGUUGGGCUGGCAGAUGUUGGUGGAGUAGGAUAGCUGCCUUGGCGAUGUCUGUGACUCGAAUGACUUGGUUUGUGCCUGUGCUUUCUCUCGGGAGAGCGGUCUCUGUUUGAGUUUGAGUUCGAGUUUGAACUUGAGCCUUCGAGAGAGAUGUUUCGAAGUUGAGCAGCAAGAUUGUGAGAUGCGCCGAUACCGGUGUCUUGGUUUGGUUCAAUAUCGUUUAAUGGGUCAAGAAUAUAAGCCUUGGCCUAUGCAAUUGAGUUAGAAUGUUUGCAAUGAAGGAAAUGGUAAAUAAAUUUAGAACGUCAUCAGGCUUGCGUGGACUGCGGGCUGUGGUACAGCUACGUAUGAAUAAGGUUGCUUGGUCGUCUACUUGGCAGACACCAAGAAAACAGCCAAGCAACGUCAAGAUUGGAGCCCGAUGCAGGGAUCUGCAUUGACGCAACAAAUACAGCGAUAAAGGGUCUCGCUGGGGCCCUGACGUUGUUCCAUCAUUGGCAGGCUUGGGAUGACGUUGGGGAGAAGCGGACAGAAAGUGAUCGGCCCUGACCAAGAAACAGAAGAGGAAAAGACUGGGGCAUGAUGGACAUUGACAUCCACGAGCUAGGUAUCCUAGCUCAGGUAAGGGUCCAAGAACUUACCCAUUGCUUGUCGCUUGAAUCCUUCAUUGUGGCGACUGCUCUGGAAGGAAGAAAUGGGUUCUGGGGAAUUGUUUAGUCCCCCGAAAGAGUUGUCGGGUUUGUUGAGUCGAGAGCCGAGGCGGGAUGACAAUGGUGGUCGACUGAAAGAAGCGAUGCGAUGGCGCCUGCAAGCAAAUCGUAUUCGAAAGAGAUGAUGAUUGCGACUAGUGCUUCUGGUUAAUAGUCUAAUGCGAAUUCGCUUGGUUGUUGUCGGGUUCGAUUCGAUUGUCGAUGCGACGUAUCAAAGUGAUUGACUGAUUGAUUGUGUUUCGGUGUAAGGGACAAAGUUUGGGGGAGAAAAGACAAGGGACCGGGACAAACAAGGUGGGAGGAGAUGCAGCUCAUUUAUCAACAACGGAAGGCACAGCACGCACAGCCUAAUCCUUUCAAGACAAGGAGAAGGAGCUCUUUUUU